This is a messenger RNA of Peniophora sp. CBMAI 1063, 1428 nucleotides long. NCBI's taxonomy places the organism in Eukaryota, Fungi, Basidiomycota, Agaricomycetes, Russulales, Peniophoraceae. The record is from the annotation of a GenBank genome assembly.
AUGUCGGGCAAGAAGGGCGCAGGAAGAAAGAUCAAUGCCUUAGAAACGAAAAUCCAUAAAGCCGCACUGACGGCUGGACGACCUCUGACCCAGAAGGAAGUCGACGCGCUAGCACCAGAUCCUGCAUCCAGAAUCAAUGCUCUAAACUACCUCUCAUCAUCUGGUUUACUCCGACCACAACAAGAUGCUAGCGGUUUGCUAUGGAGAGCCGUCACGAAGCAGGAAUUUGAGAUUAAGCAGAGUCUCAAUGACGAGGAAAACAUGGUCUUGAAUUAUAUUCAGGCUUCCAGUACGCAGGGCAUAUGGACUAAGCAUAUCAAGUCGAAGACGGAGCUUCAUCAAACCGUUGUCGACCGCUGUCUCAAAUCCCUCACACAGAAGCAACUUGUCAAGGUCGUCAAAAGCGUCAAGUAUCCUACCCGCAAAAUCUACAUGCUCGCCAACCUUGAGCCUUCCGUGGAGCUUACCGGCGGUCCUUGGUACACCGAUAACGAACUCGACCUGGAAUUCAUCAAAGCUCUCACCCAGUCGUGCCUGAGUUUCAUCCGCGGCCGCACUUUUCCUAAACCGCGUCCAGAUGUGGUGGAAACCGCUCAGCCAUUAUUCGCUCCCAGUGCCGCUCCUCGAUAUCCCGAUGCUCAUACCAUCAACGUCUGGAUUGCUAAGAACAACAUCACUCCGACCGAACUCACGGAUGAGCACGUCGAGGCUAUUCUGAGCGUCCUUGUGUUGGAUGGGGAGAUUGAACGCCUACCAGCUACCAGCGCCGCGGUGUUCGAUCUGAACCCAGACGGGUCUGAUUCAGACGAAGAUGCAGAUGACGACCACAAGUCUAAGAAACGCAAGAGGUCGUCUUCGUCCAGAAGCAAGAAGCGACGCCGGACGCACUCUGAGUCGGAGGACGAAGACGCAUCUGGGUCCACCGACGAGGAAGAGCGCCAUAGAAGGAAGAAGAGCAAGGCUAAGAAACGCAAGCGUACGCAUUCUGACGACGAUAUCUCGGACGACCCGGAAUCGAGCCCCGACGAGAGACGCAAGCGCCAUAAGAAGCGCCGCAAGGAGGAAUCCGAUUCUGAAGAUGGAUCUGGCAGCGACUCUGACGAUGCGCGCCGCCGUCGCCGCAAGCGUUCUAAAUCGCGCAAAUCGCGUUCGGAUGAUGAGGACGAAUCCGAUGAUGACAGGAAGAGCCGGCGCAAUAAACGCGCUGAAUCACCCGCGUAUGAUCCAUUUGGCGCAGUCGGCGGUGGGGGUAGUGUGUAUCGUGCCGUGCGACCCGAACGCGUAGCUUUGGGAUGGGCCGAAGCACCCUGCGGCGCCUGUCCGGUGUUCGAAUUCUGUACAACACCGUCGACGGGCCCUGUAAAUCCGCGCGACUGCGAGUACUAUGGUGGAUGGCUCGAGCGUGCAGUGGUGGCUCUCGAUGCUUGA